Molecule: messenger RNA, 240 nt
Organism: Phaeodactylum tricornutum CCAP 1055/1
Lineage: Eukaryota; Bacillariophyta; Bacillariophyceae; Surirellales; Neidiaceae
Exons: 1
Biological process (GO): spermidine biosynthetic process
Cellular component (GO): cytosol
Molecular function (GO): adenosylmethionine decarboxylase activity
Source: RefSeq, a predicted model, not a curated record
GGGCAACACCUUUUGAUUGAUAUUGAAGAUGUCGAUACGGAGUUUUUGGACUCGGAACAACAUCUGGCACAGGCCAUGGUAGAUCUCAUUACACUCAGUGGCUUGACACUUCUGUCGUAUCAUUGCCACGCCCUGCUACCUACGGGAGUGUCCUGUGUUGGAGUGCUGUUAGAAUCUCACAUAUCCUUCCACACCUGGCCGAAGUCGGGAGUCAUUGCCUUGGAUCUGUUUACUUGCGGC